Molecule: messenger RNA, 2430 nt
Organism: Aspergillus sclerotioniger CBS 115572
Lineage: Eukaryota; Fungi; Ascomycota; Eurotiomycetes; Eurotiales; Aspergillaceae
Product: glycine--tRNA ligase
Exons: 2
Coding region: 361-2331 (656 amino acids)
Biological process (GO): mitochondrial glycyl-tRNA aminoacylation
Cellular component (GO): mitochondrion; cytoplasm
Molecular function (GO): glycine-tRNA ligase activity; ATP binding
Source: RefSeq, a predicted model, not a curated record
GGAUUAUGGAUUAUUGAUUGCCAGCAGGUAAUUGCCAGUCGAAAAAAACCGCCCGGCAAUUCUUUCGGCCUUUCCAGCCCAUUCGCUCCCCGCAUUUUGGUUGGCGAGAGGGAGCAGCAGCGCGCACACCAGCGAGGAGGGCGGAUGAGUCACUGGCAGGCUCCGUGGCUGCGGCGCCUUUGUCGCGGUCCCUCGUCGUCUUUUCGUCCCCGCCGACAACUUCUUCCUUUUCGCGUUCCCCCCACUUCCACUUGCGCUCGAAGCCUUCCCCCCGUCUUCCACCCCCGUUCCUUCUCGUCCUCGCCCCUCGCUGCCAGGCACCAUCUGCAAUCCUCCGGACAAAAAAAGAAGUCGUCAAAAAUGGCUUCCGUCACCACCAAGACCGGCCAGGUCGUCGACCGGUCUGUCUUGGACUCUAUGCUGCGCCGCCGUCUCUUCUACACCCCCUCCUUCGAGAUCUACGGCGGUGUUUCCGGUCUCUACGAUUAUGGCCCGCCCGGUUGCGCCGUCCUGAACAACAUUGUCGAUCUGUGGCGCAAGCAUUUCGUCCUGGAGGAGGACAUGCUCGAGGUCGACUGCUCUAUGCUGACCCCGCACGAGAUCCUUAAGACCAGUGGCCACGUUGACAAGUUCGCCGACUGGAUGUGCAAGGACCCCAAGACCGGCGAGAUCUUCCGCGCGGACCACCUGGUGGAGGAAGUGCUUGAAAGCCGCCUCAAGGGUGACAAGGAGGCCCGUGGCCAGAAGGUUGAGGUGGACGAGGAGAAGGAGGCCAAGAAGAAGAAGAAGGUCAAGCAGACCAAGGUGGUCAAGCUGGAUGACGCUGUCGUCAAGGAGUACGAGGAGAUUCUGGCCCAGAUCGACAACUUCGACGGUCCCGCCCUUGAGAAGAUCAUCACCAAGUACGACAUCCGCAACCCCACCACCGAUGGCAACCUCCUGCCCCCCGUGGCCUUCAACCUGAUGUUCCAGACCUCCAUCGGACCCAGCAGUAACAUGCCCGGCUACCUGCGCCCGGAGACCGCCCAGGGACAGUUCCUCAACUUCCAGAAGCUGCUAGAGUUCAACCAGCAGUCCAUGCCAUUCGCCUCCGCCUCCAUCGGCAAGUCGUUCCGGAAUGAGAUCUCCCCCCGUGCCGGUCUGCUGCGUGUGCGUGAGUUCUUGAUGGCUGAGAUCGAGCACUUCGUCGACCCUGAGGGUGGCAAGAAGCAUACUCGCUUCGAGGAGGUCAAGGACGUCGAGAUGACUCUGCUCAACCGUGACAUCCAGCUGUCUGGUAGCACCAAGACGGAGCAGAUGACCAUCGGCAAGGCGGUUGAGACUGGCCUGGUGGACAAUGAGACCCUGGGUUACUUCCUGGCUCGUAUCCAGCAGUUUCUGUUCAAGCUGGGCGUGGACCCCAAGAAGCUGCGCUUCCGCCAACACAUGGCUAAUGAGAUGGCCCACUACGCCGCCGACUGCUGGGAUGCGGAAUUGCAGACCAGCUACGGCUGGAUCGAGUGCGUUGGCUGCGCCGACCGCAGUGCAUAUGAUUUGACCGUGCACAAGAACAAGACCGGCGCCCCUCUGGUCGUUCGUGAGACCCGGGCCGAGCCCCUCCGGGUCGAGGAGUGGCAGAUCGACCUUGACAAGAAGAAGUUCGGUCCCCGCUUCAAGAAGGACGGCAAGAGCGUGACUGCUGCCAUUGACGCGCUGUCCCAGGAGCUGCGGGAGAAGCUGGCGCUCGACCUGGAGCAGACCGGCAAGAUCGAGGUGGAGGUGGAGGGUGUCCCCUCCGGCAAGGUCGAGCUCGACAAGGAGCUGAUCAAGAUCGAAAAGCGCACCCGUGUGGAGAAUGUGCGCGAGUACACGCCUAAUGUUAUCGAGCCGUCCUUCGGUAUCGGUCGUAUCCUGUACAGCAUGAUUGAGCAGGUCUACUGGUCCCGUGAAGGCGAUGAGGCCCGUGGUGUUCUGUCUUUCCCCCCCGCGAUUGCCCCGACCAAGGUGCUGAUUGUCCCUCUGUCGACGCACUCGUCCUUCGCGCCUCUGGUGCAGCGCAUGACGACCAAGCUGCGCCGGAUGGGUGUGUCCAACCGGGUGGACGACUCGUCGGCCAGUAUCGGCAAGCGGUACGCGCGCAACGACGAGCUGGGCACGCCCUUCGGUGUGACGGUGGACUUCCAAUCGGUCAAGGACAACACGUUCACGCUGCGCGACCGCGACUCGACGAAGCAGGUGCGUGCCAGCGAGGACGAGAUUGCGCAGGCCAUCAAGGCCCUGGUGGAGGGCGAGGAGACAUGGGAGGACGUGCGCCAGCGCCUGCCGGAGUUCACCGGCCAGGAGGUGGAGUAAAGGAUGAAAGGAAUCUUCAAAAAAGUGUGCAUGUUAGAGACAAACCGAUCUCCGGCCAUAGACGGUCGCGCAAUAUACGGCGAGAAUGUUCUAGACGUA